Olea europaea var. sylvestris is the source of this 743-nucleotide messenger RNA. Its product is annotated as pollen allergen Che a 1-like. The transcript is spliced from 2 exons. NCBI's taxonomy places the organism in Eukaryota, Viridiplantae, Streptophyta, Magnoliopsida, Lamiales, Oleaceae. The coding region runs from base 90 to 563 and encodes 157 amino acids. The record is from RefSeq and is a predicted model, not a curated record.
ACUACUUUAAGUCCAUUGCUUUUUGCCUGCCUAUACAGAUCGAAGAAGAAGAAGAAGAAGAAGAAAGAGCAGUCUUUAAUUCAAGAAAAAUGGCAAAAUUGCUAGUGUUUUUUGCUCUCUGUUUGCUGCCGGCAAUUGCCAGUGCUGCCCGAAUUAUGAGCAACCCGUUGAUCGUAAAGGGUCGAGUCUAUUGUGACACUUGUCGGUGCGGGUUUGAGACUUCUGCCACCAAAUACCUCCCGGGUGCCCGUGUUAAACUGGAGUGCAGAACCCGUGACACUUCGCAAAUCACCUAUAUGGUGGAGAGUGUGACAGACUCGACCGGAUCCUACAACAUCUUGGUGCAGGACGACCGUGAGGAUGACAUAUGCGAGGCAGUGUUAGUAAAGAGUUCAGACCCUGAAUGCAACAUUCCGAGCUCUGGUCGUGCGCGUGUCAUUCUUACCCGCAACAAUGGCAUGAACUCGAAUGCUCGUUUCGCCAAUGCCAUGGGAUUCCUCAAGAAUGAACCUUUGGCUAGCUGCCCUGAAAUCCUCCAGAAAUACCAGGAAACUGAAGAUUGAGGCAAUUGUUAGCUGUUACUAGUCUUAUGCAUAAUCACAUCUUAUCAUAUCAUAAUAUUGUAUCAGCAUUUGUGUCUUUCUGUUCUUAUUGGUUUAAAAUGCAUAUUUAAUGUAUCUGCAUUGAAUGCUUAUGUUUGUUAAGAGUUUAAGACACAUUCAUCAGUCUCUCAGCAUGCUUAA